AAGAUAAAUAAAUAAAUAAAAACUCAGUCUCUUGCACAUAAAAAGCGUACAGUGAGGUUUUAGCCAAAUUAGCCAUCAGCUACGAUGGACUCCAAUCUCAACCCACUCCCCCAACCCAACCUUAAACCCCAAUUCUCUACUGGUUCCUCUUCUGCCACCAAACUCCCCAUCAAACGCAAAACCCCUAAUCCUAAUUCUUAUCCUCUCCCCUUCACUGGCACCAUUGAUCCUGAUGUAAUUCCAGUCUCCACCGUCAAACCCCCUCCUCCUUUCAAAUUGCACCGGAUCUGGAGCGAACCCGACGAGAUCCGAUUCCUUCAAGGCCUCCUCCGUUCCACCUCCGACCUGUCCACUUUUUACGACAAAUUCUCCAGUACGACGUCGUCGCCGCCGCCGCAGCAGCAGCAGCAGCAGCAUCAUCAUCAUCCUUACACCAAAUCCCAACUCUCUCAGAAGCUCCGGAGACUACGCAAGAAAUUUCGCGCCAUCUCUUCCCGUAUUUCCCGCGGCCUCGAUCCUAACCUCUUGUCACCUCAUGACCGCGUCCUUUUCGAUCUCUCAAGGAAGCUAUGGAGCCCUAAAGAUAACAGUAAAAUGAAUUCUAAUUCUGGUUCUAACAUUAGUAUCGAGUAUGCUGAAAGGGUUAAUUUAGUUGGAGUGCAGGUAGAUUUUUCACCGGUUUUACCGCCUUUUAACAACAAUAAUGAUUUACAGCCUUUGGAUUUAGACGAUUCCAAUGAUGUAGAUGUGGCGGCGGAAAAGGCGAGUGUGGUGGCGAAAGGCGUAGUGAAGGUGUUUGAUGAGUGCAUAAAAGAGAGACUGCGAUGUAUGGCUGUUGAUGAUAAGAAUGAUUUUGAAAGGAAGUGGAGGGAGCAAAAGGCGGCUGAGAUGGAUGUUUUUGGUAGAAGAUUGAGGCUGCUGCUUGAGGGUUCUGUUAGGUUAUGAUUGCUGAGUUCUUAGUUUUUGCUUUUCAUAUUUAUUGAUAAGCUCUGUAUAUAUUCCAUUAUCUAAUCUAUUUGCCAAUAAUAUUAAAUAUGUUAAAUUUCUUAA
Molecule: messenger RNA, 1050 nt
Organism: Ricinus communis (castor bean)
Lineage: Eukaryota; Viridiplantae; Streptophyta; Magnoliopsida; Malpighiales; Euphorbiaceae
Product: probable transcription factor At1g11510
Exons: 1
Coding region: 85-945 (286 amino acids)
Biological process (GO): regulation of DNA-templated transcription
Cellular component (GO): nucleus
Source: RefSeq, a predicted model, not a curated record